Messenger RNA from Rotaria sp. Silwood1, 606 nucleotides. The record is from the annotation of a GenBank genome assembly. NCBI's taxonomy places the organism in Eukaryota, Metazoa, Rotifera, Eurotatoria, Philodinida, Philodinidae.
AUGUUAUUAAACCAACCGGAAAGCACACCGGCACCGAAAUCAACACCAACUGAAGACAUGUCAUCCGCAAAUGAAUUAUUGUACUCACAUUAUGAUUUUGAAUCAUCUCCAAGUCGUACUUCAAAACGUCCAUAUUAUUUAAAUGUAGAUAGUGACAAAUCAUUUUUAUCAACUUCAAUUAGUGUGAACCUUUUAUCGAAAAGACAAAAAGCUGAUAGUCAAAUUUCAACCAGUAUGUCUACGAAUUUAUCUUCAUCAGUUAAAGCGUCAAAUAUAAUACCCAAUGAUCCUCACACACAAAAAACAUUUCAUGUUAUGAAAGAUAAACAUGAUAGACAACAAUUGGCAACGAGCCAAGAAUUAUUAAACAAAGAAACUGGCUUCCGUCAUCUUCUGGCCUAUCUUUAUUCAACAUUAUUUACAGAAGAAGAAUUAAAAGUUUCAUCGGUUGACGGCUAUGUUCGUGGUACAAAAGCAUUUGAUCAAGCAAGAAUAGCUGCCAUUGAUAAGUAUUUGUUUGACUUAUAUGGUGCAAGAUAUGCAAAAUUUCGUACAAGCAAUCAAUAUAAAGAAAUACUGAAUAAGAAAUGCAGUCGAAUAAGAACA